AUGUCUAUGGGUGACGCUGCGCAUGAAACACAGCUGAUCCAGCUUUGUGAUCAGCAGCGAACCGAGAUUGCAGGGCUUCUAGCACAGCUUCGAAGGGCGCCUGUUGCAUCACUGGAAACGGCAGCGGUGGAGCGUAAAGCACGUACACUUCUCGCAACAUGGCAGCAAAAAGUCGAGGAAGGUGAGGCUCUCGGCUUGCCCGGGCUUGAUGCUCAACGGAAUCUUCUAUUCCAGAUGCAACGAGCCCUCUCUGCGGUAUCAACGCAACUGCGUCGACGGCGUUUGGCCACCACUGCCGGAGCGCAACCUAGUGCCGCUCCCGUCUCAGGAGAGGAGCGUCUAGCUCUAGAACGGGAACUCCUAAUCGAACCCCAAUCGAUAACAACCCAUGACGUGCGACCAUCGAAGCCUGCCUAUGGGGAAGCGGCAACCACUCGCUCCGCUGCAUCCGACCAAACGGCUCUUGGCACGACAGAACUCUCUGCGGUGGCGAGCCAGAUUACUCGCCGCAUCCACCGUACAACUUUAUUAGCAAAUCAGGAAUUGGAGCGAUCGAAAGCAAUCUCCGAUAGCAUUACCGAGUCAUCGGCAAAUAUUCGACGAAUGGAUCAGAAGUAUGAUGAGUACCAGGGCCAAAUGGCACUCGGGAACCGACGCAUCGAGCAACUUCGCCGUGCAGAGCGCCGAAGGCGGCGGUAUGUUGCACUGGCGUUUCUUGCUCUCCUAGCCAGCGUGUGCUUUAUUGUUCUUCGUCGCCUUGGAACCGCGAAAACCUUGGGCUUGCUCUCCGUUGCUAUGAGAUUCGCGCUGUGGACCAUGCUCAAGGUUACGAACUUUCUGAUUGGUGCUGCCGGAAGACUAUGGCGCUUAAUCCAGAAACUAAUGCAGAAGCAAAUUCCACCGAUCGAUGCGGAUACUCGUUUCGUUGCUGACGAUCACGUGGACUUAGGAUUUCAUCGGAGUACCCCGGACACGCAUUGGGAUCCUCAAACUCGUCAUCCACAUCGACAGAUGCAAAUUCAGCAGCUGAAACAUCCAUUUGAAAACAGCGGUCCGGAAGAGAACCACACAUGGCCACUUGAUUGUAUCCAGGACUCGACAGAACAGUCAUUGCACUCUGGCAGCCAGGAUGUUGAACUAGGAACCUCCAACGAGAGCCCGGAAGCUGCUCAAGAGAAAUCAGUCGAGGCCGGCAGUUCUGAUGCACCACCUGAGGGGAUUGCUAGCCCGGAAACAACACCUAGUGUCGACCGGGAAGCGUAUGAGGCUUCGCGAGCUUGCAGUUCCGUGGUUGUGAACACUACAGAAUACGCUCAGAACAGCACUCGGGUUGCCGUCACACAUGAGGCAAUGCCUCCACAUGAUCCGGCGCACGUGAAGAAAGAAUUUACUCUUUUGCAAUCAUAUACUACGCAAAAGGACGACUCUAACGGACGCAAUCCAGCGACGUCCAUGGAAUCUACGGCGACUCUCCGCGUCGGUCCGAGAGCCUCUGCAAAAACGACAACUCUGUCUGUGUUAGAACGAAAAGAUCCUGGAUCGGAGCUGGAGACGCAGCACUCAUCCGAUGCGACCCAAGCGAUUGAGACGCCAGCGGUACCAUUACCAGUCGAGAAUACGGUGAUGAUGACCCGUCCGAGCUAUAGAAUGGGCAAAUCAGCUACCUCUGUGAAGCAUCAGAUUUCGCCAGAAUCCCUGGAGGGCGACGAAAUGGUCAGAAUGACGCCAAGCAAUGAAUCGUUGCUGGGGCAGCAUCCAAGCUUCACGUCCGAAGUACAGCUCAACACUAUCGCAAGUGACCAGGACACAGAGCUUCGAACGUCCUCGUCGAUAGCAUCCCAAUACAUGGACGAAGACAAGGAUGGCUUAGGCAUACAAACAAGCGAACGUGUAUAUUUAAGCAAUGAUACACAGAAGAAUUUCACGGACACGCACAGUGGUGGUAUCCAAGACCCGAAUCAUCCAACAAAGCAAGCGUUAGACACUGGGGAGUAA
Messenger RNA from Cyanidioschyzon merolae strain 10D, 1995 nucleotides. RefSeq lists its product as hypothetical. The transcript has a single exon. The coding region runs from base 1 to 1995 and encodes 664 amino acids. Gene Ontology annotation, cellular component: SNARE complex; endoplasmic reticulum. Gene Ontology annotation, biological process: retrograde vesicle-mediated transport, Golgi to endoplasmic reticulum. NCBI's taxonomy places the organism in Eukaryota, Rhodophyta, Bangiophyceae, Cyanidiales, Cyanidiaceae. The record is from RefSeq and is a predicted model, not a curated record. Gene Ontology annotation, molecular function: SNAP receptor activity.